AUGACGACACAAAAAAACCAAGGUGAGAGGCUUCUGGCUUCUAGAAUUGAUGAAAUUGCGCGAGAAACCCCUGAACGAGUCUGGGUUUCGAUGCCUCGGGAUGACAACGACUUGAGUAAAGGAUUUCUUGAUGUUACUUUCAGGCAAUUUUCAAAUGCUAUUAAUCAUGCUGCACACUGGCUAGACUUGGUUCUAGGUUCUCCGACUUCUGACUUUGAAGGAUUCGCUUAUAUAGGCCCACCGGAUGCUCGUGUGGCUAUUAUUGCUGUUGCUACAGUAAAUCAGGAAGAAAGGUAACUGCCUAGGACUCUUGGUAGUGCUGCAUAUCUAAUGAUUUCCUAAUAGAUACUCCUGCCGUUUACACUUGCACCGGACGCAGUAAAGGGCUAUCUACUUGACCAAACGAAAUGUUCGGCGUUUGUCUUUGCCCAGACUUCGCAGACUUCUGUUGAAAAUAUCCUGGCGACUCGACCAUCAAUACGUAGAGCUGCAGCUCCGCAACUUCAUAAAUGAAUCACGGAAAAAGAAGCCAUGCCUUAUAAAUACAACAAAACAUGGGAAGAAGGAAAAGACGAUCCAUGGAUUAUAUUCCACACAUCCGGAACGACAGGUCUGUAACCAAGGUUCGAUAUGGUUGUUACCUUUGCUGAAUUUUCUGUUGGACUCCCAAAACCUAUAACACUUACAAAUAAGAUGAUGACUGUCUUUGAUGUUGCUUCUACAUUACCCACCCGAUGCAGAUCAGAUAGCACAAGCAAACUUGUUUAAAAAUCGGAGGGUGUACUCACCUAUCCCUAUGUUCCACGUGCGCACUCCUCUCCAAUUAACGUUUUAGUAGACUAAUGUUUUGCAGCAAGUUGGCAUGAUAGAAGCGCUGCAAUGAACGGUCCGGUUGGGGGCAACGAUUGUUCUUGGACCUUCAACAAAGCUACCAAGUUCCAAACUUUCAGCCCAAGUCCUACAAUUAGGACAAGUUGAAGGUUUUGUAGGACCACCCUUGUUAUUAAAAGCACUCUGUCAAGAUCCUGUAUCGCUCGAACUUGUAAGAAACCUCGACUUCAUCAACUGGGGUGGGGCGCCCUUAGAAAAGGCCAUUGGCGAUCUUCUCAAAGACUAUGUUCGAAUGAGUCCGGCCUUUGGGACUACAGAGGCCGGCCCAUAUCUUACGCUAUUAUGUGAGGAUCCCGAUGAUUGGCAGUACUACCGUUUCCGUGAUGGUCAGGGAAUCAUUUUUGAGCCAUAAGCAAACGAUCUUUUUGAGUUGGUCUUUGAGAGAAAAGCAGAUGCUCUAUGGCAACAAAUAUUCAUGGUUUAUCCGGAACUUCAGAAAUACCAUACGAAGGAUCUUUUCCGGAAGCAUCCUAAAAAGGAUGGUCUUUGGAUAUACUCCGGCCGUACCGACGAUGUUUUCAUUCUGGCUGGCGGCAGUAUUGUAGGCGCUGCAGUUCUCGAAGAACUGAUCGCGAAGCAGCCGCUUGUUCAUACAGCACUUGUUGGGGGAAAUGGACGCGAAAGGCCAUUUCUUCUUGUUGAGCUCAACAGAUCGAAUUCAGCUGCAGUAGAGGAUUCGGAUACCACUGUCUCAACCUUUUGGCCUGCUGUUGAAGCUGCAAAUGAAACGUGUUAUGAUUAUGUGAAGAUACUCAAGGAACUUGUCAUUGUUGCCGAUCCGUCGAAGCCAUUCAGUCGAAGCGGCAAAGAAACAGUGCUAAGAUGA
Messenger RNA from Hymenoscyphus albidus, 1717 nucleotides. Lineage: Eukaryota; Fungi; Ascomycota; Leotiomycetes; Helotiales; Helotiaceae. The record is from the annotation of a GenBank genome assembly.